AUGGUGAUCAAGUCGCUACCAAUCGACGAUAUGAACACUAUUGUAUUCGCUAUUCGUGGUACUCAAAGUUUUAUCGACUGGGCUGUAAAUGUACACACAGCGCCAGUCCCACCAACUGGCUUUCUUGAUGAUCCUUCCAAUCGCUGCCAUGCCGGCUUUCUUUCCGUGGCUCGUAAAAUGGUAGCGCCUGUCGCAGCUCGGCUCCGGACUUUGAUCGAAGAGAAUCCUAACCGCAUCGCGUACACGCUUCUAAUCACUGGACACUCCGCUGGCGGCGCAGUUGCGAGUCUUCUCUACAUGCACCUGCUUUCCGAGUCUACAGCCGUCACAUCCGAAUUGAUUCAUCUCCGCGGCUGCUUAAGACAUAUUCACUGCAUCACCUUUGGUGCACCCCCGAUUUCCCUCCGCCCCUUAGUGCACCCACCAUCUGCUAAACCUUCAAAGUCGAUUUUUUUCUCAUUUGUGAACGAGGGUGAUCCCGUUGUUCGCGCGGACAAGGACUAUUUCUUCUCUCUGCUAGAUCUAUAUGCCUCCCCUGCUCCGGGGUCGCUGUGGUCUAUACUUGACCCCAGACGCAAACAAAAGCCUACCGCUUACUGGCGCGUCCCCCCUUCAACGCUGUCAACCGCUGGGCGGUUGAUUCUGUUGCGUGAUCGCAGCCGUUUAAAUGGCCGCCGCGCUGCUGUGCACCACCCUCGUCUUGACGGUCGUCCGCCGCUGCCGCCUCGUGAGGACAUAGAGGCUUGCGGAAUAAUUGAUGCGGCAAUGCAUGGCGUUGUCUUCGGUGACCCGCUCAUGCACCUGAUGGACCUAUAUGCUCGUCGUAUCGAGACCUUGGCUAGAGACUGUCCGGUACAGAAGCUACAGUGA
This is a messenger RNA of Penicillium macrosclerotiorum, 870 nucleotides long. Its product is annotated as lipase family protein. The record is from RefSeq and is a predicted model, not a curated record. The coding region runs from base 1 to 870 and encodes 289 amino acids. The transcript has a single exon. NCBI's taxonomy places the organism in Eukaryota, Fungi, Ascomycota, Eurotiomycetes, Eurotiales, Aspergillaceae. Gene Ontology annotation, biological process: lipid metabolic process.